AUGACAGCCGGGCUGGGAGAGCGCGGCGCCCCGGGGCCCCGAGGGGCCGGGGCUGAAUGGGCGCAGUGUGGGAGCGUGGGAGGGGCCGGGCCGGCCAGCUUUGUGCCCGCGGCGCUGCGCGGAGUGAGCUUGGCGCGUCUCCAGCAGCCGGGGUCAGUGCGGGAGGAACGCCCCGCAAAAGCCCGCCGCCCCCGGGCCUGCCCUGCGCGGGUGCCAGCGAAGAGGGCCUGGGGGCUCCAGAACCCGCAGUCCGCAGAGAGCAAACCCAGACCCGAGAUUCAGCUGGACAGAGGUCCCUGCCUUCGUGACCCUGAGCCAUGGGGCCCGCCCGUGCCUCCCUCUCCGCUCACGCCGGGGGCCCCGGAGGAAGCCGAGGCCGCCGUGUGCUGCCGAGCGGCCGUGCCCGCGGCACUGGCCACCUGCACGCCCCUGCUGUCGGCCCAGGGCGUCCGCGUGGAGCACACGGCCGAGCUGCGGGGCCUCCGGUUCGCCAGCAGCCUGCGGCACGAGGCCUCGGACUACCACCGCGCGCUGACGGCCGCGCUGGAGACGCUGUUUGUAAAGAGCUUUCGGAAGACAGAGCUGGAGAGCAGCUGCGUGGGCUGCACGGUGCUGAGUUACGGGGACGGGAACGCCAGCGUCCUCGUGCAUUUCCAACUGCACUUCCUGCUGCGAGCCCUCUGGCCACUGAGCCUGGGGCUGGAGGCGGAGCUGCUGCAGCAGGGCCUGCGGGCCCAGCUGCGGGGACACGGCGUGCUCCUGGCCCCCUACGGCACCAUCAAGGCCGCCGAGCUCACGGGAAGCCGUCGGGGGCCGUGGACACGCAGGGACUCAAACUCAGGUGGGUUUUGCAGCCAAAGGGGGCGGGGCCGCUGCCCCGGGAGCGCCUUCUCCUGCGGGAACGGCCAGUGCGUGGCCAAGGUGAACCCGGAGUGCGACGACAGCGUGGACUGCGCGGACGCAUCGGACGAGGCGCACUGCGACUGCGGCCGGCAGCCCGGGCGGAGCUCGGCGGGCAGGAUCGUGGGCGGCGUGCAGGCGGCGCCCGGGGAGUUCCCCUGGCAGGCCAGCCUGCGCGAGGGCAAGGAGCACUUCUGCGGCGCCGCUGUGCUGGGGGCGCGCUGGCUGCUGUCCGCAGCGCACUGCUUCAACGAGUUCCAGGAGCCCGGCGAGUGGGUGGCCUACGCGGGCUCCACGCGCCUCAGCGGCUCGGAGGCCAGCACGGUGCGGGUCCGCGUGGCGCGGGUCGUCAAGCACCCGCGCUACGACCCCGACACGGCCGACUUCGACGCGGCGCUGCUGGAGCUGGCGGGGCCGCUGCGCUUCGGCCGCUACGUGCAGCCCGUGUGCCUGCCGGCCGCCGCCCACGCCUUCCCGCCCGGCAGGAAGUGCCUCAUCUCCGGCUGGGGCUACCUGCGGGAGGACUUCCUGGUCAAGCCGGAGGUGCUCCAGAAAGCCACGGUGGAGCUGCUGGACCAGGCCCUGUGCGCCGGCCUCUACGGCCACGCGCUCACCGACAGGAUGCUGUGUGCCGGCUACCUGGACGGGAAGGUGGACUCGUGCCAGGGAGACUCGGGGGGCCCGCUGGUGUGCCAGGAGCCCUCGGGCAGGUUCUUCCUGGCCGGCAUCGUGAGCUGGGGCAUCGGCUGCGCGGAGGCGCGGCGGCCCGGGGUGUACGCGCGCGUCACCAGCCUCCGACACUGGAUCCUGGAGGUGACGGGCGGGAUGCCCACGGCGGCUCCUGCUCCCAGCAGCCCCGACGCCCCCACGGGACCCACGCCAGCCCCCGGCCCUGCGCCUCCAGGCUCAGCCACCACGCCGAAGCCACGAGGGUGCGGGGCCAGGCCCGCCAUGGAGAAGCCGACGCGGAUCGUGGGCGGGCUGGGGGCGCGGCGGGGGUGGGGCGGACUGUCCCCCAGUGCGCCCCGGGCGUGUCGCGCCGUCGGGCUCGGGGGAGAAGUCGGCCACGGCGCGUCGGCGCGCCUCCGCGUCCCCCUCAACCACACCAGGGUGGAGCAGGUGCGCGCCCACCUGGGCACGGCGUCCCUGCUGGACGUGGGCGGCAGCCCGGUGAAGGUGGGGCUGCGCCGCGUGCUGCUGCACCCCCAGUACGACGCCAGCGUCCUGGACUUCGACCUGGCCGUGCUGGAGCUCGCCAGGCCCCUGGUCUUCAACGAGCACAUCCAGCCGGUGUGCCUCCCGCCGGCCACGCAGCAGUUCCCCGCCGGCCGCAAGUGCGUCAUCUCGGGCUGGGGGAGCACGCGGGAGGGCAACGCCAGCAAGCCCGACACGCUGCAGACGGCGUCCGUGGGCAUCGUGGACCAGAGGACCUGCAGCGCGCUCUACAACUUCUCCCUCACCGACCGCAUGGUGUGCGCCGGCUUCCUGGAGGGCAAGGUGGACUCCUGCCAGGGCGACUCGGGGGGCCCCCUGGCCUGUGAGGAGGCGGCGGGCGUCUUCUACCUGGCCGGCAUCGUGAGCUGGGGCGUGGGCUGCGCGCAGGCGCGGAAGCCGGGUGUGUACACGCGCAUCACCAGGCUCAAGGGCUGGAUCGUGGAGGCCAUGUCCUCCGCCUCCUGGCCCCCGGCCCCCUCCGGGACCACCAGGCAGCCGAGCACCACCGGCCCUCCCCCGGGGACGACGGCUGCCAGGGCACCGACGCCCCACGCGGCCACGCCGGGGACCGUCACCCGCUCCCAGCUGCCAGACUGCGGCCUGGCCCCGGCGGCCACGCUGACCAGGAUCGUGGGCGGCAGCGCGGCGGGGCGCGGCGAGUGGCCGUGGCAGGCGAGCUUGCUGCUCCGGCGCCGGGAGCACCGCUGCGGGGCCGUGCUGGUGGCCGACAGGUGGCUGCUGUCCGCCGCGCACUGCUUCGACGCCUACCCCGACCCCAGGCAGUGGGUGGCCGUCCUGGGCACGCCGCUGCUGGGCGGCGCCGAGGGGCAGGUGGAGCGCGUGGCGCGCAUCUACAAGCACCCCUUCUACAACCUCUACACGCUCGACUACGACGCGGCGCUGCUCGAGCUGGCCGGGGCGGCCCGCCGCAGCCGCCUGGUGCGGCCCAUCUGCCUGCCCGAGCCCGCGCCGCGCCCGCCCGGCGGCGCGCGCUGCGUCAUCACCGGCUGGGGCUCGGUGCGCGAGGGAGGCGCCAUGGCGCGGCACCUGCAGCAGGCGGCCGUGCGCGUGCUGAGCGAGCAGACCUGCCGCCGCUUCUACCCGGUGCAGAUCAGCAGCCGCAUGCUGUGCGCCGGCUUCCCGCAGGGCGGCGUCGACAGCUGCUCGGGUGACGCCGGGGGUCCUCUGGCCUGCAGGGAGCCCUCCGGCCGCUGGGUGCUCACGGGGGUCACCAGCUGGGGGUACGGCUGCGGCCGGCCCCACUUCCCCGGGGUCUACACCCGGGUGGCGGCGGUGAGAGCCUGGAUCGCGCAGAACAUCCACGAGUGACCGCCUGCCCCGUGCAAUAAACA
Molecule: messenger RNA, 3467 nt
Organism: Lepus europaeus (European hare)
Lineage: Eukaryota; Metazoa; Chordata; Mammalia; Lagomorpha; Leporidae
Product: transmembrane protease serine 9-like
Biological process (GO): proteolysis
Molecular function (GO): protein binding; serine-type endopeptidase activity
Source: RefSeq, a predicted model, not a curated record